AUGGCGACACCGACCGAAUCCCUUGAUGAGUAUGACCGCUUAGUAUACCCCGGGUUCAUGCGAAGGCCGAUGGCUCGGUGGAACGAGGACGGCUCCGUCGCGCCGAUGGCGCGCGCGCGCGGGCCGAAGGGGGAGGCGUUCCAACUCACGCUUCGGCAAUCCGAGAUCGAGGAGGACAUCGGGACGAUCGAGCACGAGGUGAGAAGAGUGCGACGAAUCGUGGUCGCUUCGUAA
This is a messenger RNA of Micromonas pusilla CCMP1545, 234 nucleotides long. RefSeq lists its product as uncharacterized. Bases 1 to 234 code for a protein of 77 amino acids. The transcript has a single exon. NCBI's taxonomy places the organism in Eukaryota, Viridiplantae, Chlorophyta, Mamiellophyceae, Mamiellales, Mamiellaceae. The record is from RefSeq and is a predicted model, not a curated record.